AUGGCGACUUUAGCCGCCUCACCGCCAUCGUCACCAUCCUGGCCUAAACGACGUCCUCGGGCUUGGGCGCUCCGAUGUGAACGCUACUGCUGCGCGGCGGCGUCUUUUUUCCCACUAGCAUUCGUCUACGGUUUGACAACAUGGGCAGUCUAUGUUGAAGCCAGUAUUGGUCUACGGCCGUCGCAAAAUUCUUGGAUCGGCUUACCGACUUCGAUUAUCGGCAUUGCCCUCUAUAUUUGUCUUAACGCCUCGUAUAGCGUUGCGGUAUUCACCGACCCCGGCUCACCACUGUCGGCCAACAGUCGACAUGAAUACAGCGCUCUGCCGGUUACGGAACUGCCGGAGUUCACUUCAUACACCGUGAAUUCCAUGGGAGGGUCCCGGUUCUGCAAAAAAUGUCAGUGUCCUAAACCGGAUCGAGCGCAUCACUGUUCGACGUGUAAACGAUGUGUUUUGAAGAUGGAUCAUCAUUGCCCGUGGCUGGCGACGUGUGUUGGGCUGCAUAACUACAAGGCCUUUCUCCUGUUUCUUAUUUACACAUCGAUAUUCUGCUGGGUUGACUUCGCGGUGGCAUCGAGUUGGAUAUGGACCGAGGUGCUAAAUGAUACGCGGUAUAUGGACACCAUAUUGCCCGUGAAUGUGGUGUUGUUGGCCAUACUCGGAGGGAUUAUUGGACUGGUGCUGUCGGGUUUUACCGUUUGGCACAUUAGUCUCGCCGUGCGUAACCUGACCACGAUUGAGUGUUUAGAAAAGACGCGCUAUGUAUCUCCGUUGCGGAAAGCGCUGGAUCGUCGCCGCUACGAAAACAUACUGGGUAACAGUCACAAUGGCCAAGAAAACGUCGAGCCAGAAAGCCUGGGGCAUCGGCUUCAGGACUAUGGUAAUCAGAUCUUGGACGCUCAUGCAAAUGCGAUCCCCGGCGUCACCCGGCCGGAGGAGGGAGAGGAGUCCCUGCCUGCGUACUCUCAAUCGGGUCCCGGGGGCACUCCCGCCCAACAGGCCCUGUCGCGAUCCUAUGCAGAGUUGGAGAGGCAGCGCGAGCGUGAUCGAUACCAUAGCUAUCUUGACGAAGAGGAUAACGAGAAGAUGCCGAACGCUUUUGAUCACGGAUGGCGUCGGAAUCUCUUACACUUAUUUGGCGAACGGCCACUUCUCUGGCCAAUUCCUGUUCACACUACUACUGGUGACGGUUGGCAUUGGGAGCCCAGCUCGAAAUUUCUGGAAGCGCAAGACAAGGUGCGACAGAGACGCGAGCAGGAGGCGAGUGAUGAACAACAAUACUAUCGGGAUCUUUACCAGCGUAACAUGCACAACAGUCGGAGCUGGCUUGGGACGGACGCAACACCGUCGAUGUACAUACCUCACCAGCCGUCAAACGUCUAUCAGGAGACCGAGCGCCCUGCGACGGGUGUAUCGAUGAAGACCCUGGCACCGAUGUCGCCGCGCCCAAGACCGGGAGACAGUGAUUUUGAAGAUGCCGAGGAGAUCCAUGAUUUACUCCAAAAUCGGAAUGAUCAGUUAAGUGCAUCGCGAAAGCCUGGGGUGCCCACCCAGCGACAUGCACAAUCGGACGAAUGGAGAGAUUGGGAUUAG
Messenger RNA from Aspergillus bombycis, 1593 nucleotides. Its product is annotated as DHHC family palmitoyltransferase. The record is from RefSeq and is a predicted model, not a curated record. Gene Ontology annotation, cellular component: endoplasmic reticulum; Golgi apparatus. Gene Ontology annotation, molecular function: protein-cysteine S-palmitoyltransferase activity. Bases 1 to 1593 code for a protein of 530 amino acids. Gene Ontology annotation, biological process: peptidyl-L-cysteine S-palmitoylation; protein targeting to membrane. Lineage: Eukaryota; Fungi; Ascomycota; Eurotiomycetes; Eurotiales; Aspergillaceae. The transcript has 2 exons.